Octodon degus (degu) is the source of this 3360-nucleotide messenger RNA. It is a transcript of the gene Arsj, whose product is annotated as arylsulfatase family member J. Lineage: Eukaryota; Metazoa; Chordata; Mammalia; Rodentia; Octodontidae. The record is from RefSeq and is a predicted model, not a curated record. The coding region runs from base 711 to 2519 and encodes 602 amino acids. The transcript has 3 exons.
CACCAAGGCUCCCUUCGGGGUGGCGAAGGCAGAGCGCCCUCCAACCCGGCCUGUCCCGGAGAAGCACGAGUGCUGCCCGCCCUCUCCCUGGGGGAGCCGGGGGCGCGGGACUGAGAUUCCCGGGGCGGACGCGAAGCGCAGGACGGAGCUGAGUCAGCCGCCGGGCGCACGCACCGGGCAGCGUGAACACACGGCCCGGCGGGACCCCCAGCGCCAGGUCCCGGGAAGCGAGGUGCUCAGAGGGAGGGAGCGAAUAGGAGACGCCCUUUGCACCGUCGGAGGGUGCAGGGACUCGGUGAGCGCCCGGAACACCCGGACCCCAAGGGACCCCUGGAAGCGCGGAGGAGGGGACCCGGCGGAUCAGCGGAGCCGCCAAGCCCGGGACGUCCGGGUCCCCUCGCGGAGGCCACCGCAGCUCCCGCCCGGGACAGUCGGCGCGACCUGCACUUGCUUCCGAGUUCUUUGAAGAAGUUUCAGGUGCAGACUCACUUUCUGUGGGCACGAGGCCGCCGCUCUCGGGAGCGGGAAGGGCGCCGAGGGGUCGGCGGCUCGGAGCCGCCUCGCGUCCGGCUGGAAGCCGCGGUCCUGGCCCCGGUGACGCCCGGCCUCGCUCGCUCUCCGGGGCUCAGCCUCGCCCGGGCCGCCCUCCGCGUGCAUGUGCGGGGAGCAGGGCGCGGGCUCGGCCGCCGGGCCUCGAAAACACCGCGCGCAUGGCCGCCGGGGGGGCACCCCAGCCCUCGCCCCCUCCCCCUGCGCGGGCCGCUGCCCGACCUUCGAGAGCGGUAGCUAUGGGCGCCCUGGCUGGCUGCUGGGUCCUGAGCCUCCUCGCUUACGCGUACCUGUCCUGGGGCCAGGGCUUAGAGAAGGAAGAGGAAGGGACCCGGAGAGCUCAAGCUGCGGAGAGACCCGGGCCCGCACAGCCGCACCUCAUCUUCAUCCUCGCGGAUGACCAGGGAUUUAGAGAUGUGGGCUACCAUGGAUCUGAGAUAAGGACGCCCACACUGGACAAACUGGCCGCCCAAGGAGUUAAACUGGAGAACUACUACGUCCAGCCCAUUUGCACACCAUCCAGGAGUCAGUUUAUUACUGGAAGGUAUCAGAUACACACAGGCCUUCAACAUUCUAUCAUAAGACCUACCCAACCCAACUGUUUACCACUGGACAAUGCAACCCUACCUCAGAAGCUGAAGGAGGUUGGAUAUUCAACACAUAUGGUGGGAAAAUGGCACUUGGGGUUUUACAGAAAAGAGUGCAUGCCCACCAAGAGAGGGUUUGAUACCUUUUUUGGUUCCCUUUUGGGAAGUGGUGAUUAUUAUACACACUACAAGUGUGACAGUCCUGGUAUGUGUGGCUAUGACUUGUAUGAAAAUGACAAUGCUGCCUGGGACCAUGACAAUGGCAUCUACUCCACACAGAUGUACACGCAGAGAGUGCAGCAAAUACUAGCUUCCCAUAACCCCUCACAGCCUAUAUUUUUAUAUAUUGCCUACCAAGCUGUCCACUCACCACUGCAGGCCCCAGGCAGGUACUUUGAACACUAUCGAUCCAUUAUCAACAUAAACCGGCGUAGAUACGCCGCCAUGCUUUCCUGCUUGGAUGAGGCAAUCCAUAAUGUGACCCUGGCCCUGAAGGCAUAUGGUUUCUAUAACAACAGCAUUAUCAUUUACUCUUCAGAUAAUGGUGGCCAGCCCACUGCUGGAGGAAGCAAUUGGCCCCUCAGAGGUAGCAAAGGAACAUAUUGGGAAGGGGGCAUCCGGGCUGUUGGCUUUGUGCACAGCCCACUUCUGAAAAACAAGGGAACUGUAUGUAAGGAACUUGUGCACAUCACUGACUGGUACCCUACCCUGAUUUCACUGGCUGAAGGACAGAUUGAUGAAGAUACUCAACUCGAUGGUUACGAUGUCUGGGAGACCAUCAGUGAAGGCUUUCGUUCACCCCGAGUGGAUAUUUUGCAUAACAUUGACCCCAUCUACACAAAGGCAAAAAAUGGCUCAUGGGCAGCAGGCUAUGGGAUCUGGAACACGGCCAUCCAAUCAGCCAUCAGGGUGCAGCAUUGGAAACUGCUCACGGGAAAUCCUGGCUACAGUGACUGGGUUCCACCUCAGGCUUUCAGCAACCUGGGACCCAACAGGUGGCACAAUGAACGGAUUACCUUGUCUACUGGCAAGAGCCUAUGGCUUUUCAACAUCACAGCUGACCCAUAUGAGAGGGUGGACCUUUCUAGCAGGUAUCCAGGCAUCGUGAAGAAGCUCCUGAAGAGACUCUCCCAGUUCAACAAGACCGCUGUGCCUGUCAGAUACCCACCCAAAGACCCCAGGAGUAAUCCUCGGCUCAAUGGAGGAGUCUGGGGACCAUGGUACAAAGAGGAAAAUAAGAAAAAGAAGGCAAGCAAAAAUAAAGCUGAGAAAAGGAGAAAGAAAAAUAAGACCAAGAAAAAGAAACAACCUAAAGUGCGCUCAUCCCCGGAUUGCCAUUCAGGUAAACCAGCACAUUUGGCUCAGAAGUGUCACUGCCAAUAGCGUCAGGCUCGUAUUGAUGUUGCGCCACACCACAGACGUCAGCCCCCUGCUGCCACAUGCAAACGGUGCUGCCUGGUGCAAAGGCGCUGCUUCUGGAAGCCACUCUCGGAGGAGACUGGAAAAGUUGAUGUCUCUCAGUCCUGUGUGAAAGGUGAUGGGUCUGGGGCUCAGCUGUUGCGCUUCUAACCCAACACUGUGCCUCAAGUCAAGAGAGGGGACUUGAGCCCGGCAGCCAUGAGCAAGCCCAUAUGACAGACAACACAGGGCCCUACGAUUAAAAACUACUUUUGAUAUAGUCAGGUUGCGUCACCUCAAUGGCCUUGAAAAGUAUUUUUUUCCUCAGUGAAUUUUAUAUCUCUUUCAUGACACUUGGGUGCUUAAAUUAUUUCUAUUUCAUGUAUCAUUUCCUUUCUUGUGAAAAUAAGCUGUUCUUCUCACGUGUGAACAACUUGCACCUCACUUUAUCAUAUGUGUGGGAGAGGAAAAUGGGAAUGCCUGAGCGUACUGCCAAAGAGGAAUGUAACUGUCCCUUUAUUUAGCAUUUAUGCUUAAUAAAGUCACAUUUCAGCAUAAAACGAAUAAUUUAUUUUUAUGGAAAAAGUACUUUGUUUUCAUAAAAAUUAUCCAAAGGACUUUAUUUUCUACAUACAAUUAUAAGAAUUUUAUUUCAUUUCUUUAAGAUAACCAAGCACUGUAAUACCAAAAAUUACUGUAAUAUUAAAUAAAUGUGUAGAAUAUAAAAAAAUUAUUCAGAAAAAUGAUAAUCAUUGUUCAACUAUUAUUUUGAAUGUAAUGCUAUGAAUAUGUUCCUUACAGAUUAUUUGGAAAUUUAGUGUUUGUG